ACACUGUAUUUAUUCCCUUUUAACCAGCCACCAGAAAACAAGAGCUGGAUGAAGCUCUAGUCUCCAUGAUAGUGAAGGAUACCCAGCCUUUCACUAUUGUGGAUGACGUUGGAUUCAGGACAUUUGUGUCUUACCUGGAUCCCAAUUAUGUUCUCCCUACAAGGCAGGCUCUGAAGGCCAUGGUGGAGGCCAAAUAUGAGUCUGCUAAGGAGCACGCUAUGGCUAAAGUAGAGAAGGUGGCUGCUGUUAGCCUUACAUCAGAUAUGUGGACAUCCAUCAACAUGGAUGCCUACCUGGCAGUGACAUGCCACUUUGUGGAGGAGAACGAAAAGCUGAGCUCAGUGUUGUUGGGAGUGCAGGCAUUCCCCCAGUCUCACACUGCUGAAAAUAUUGCUUGUGUGAAAGCCUCCCUGAUGGAGGAAUGGGGAAUCUCAGGCAAGGUGACAUGCAUGGUCACCGAUGGUGCUCCUAACAUGGUGGCAUGCGUGAGAGAGCUGAAGCUUCGCCACCACAUUUGUGUUGCUCACACCCUCAAUCUUGUUGUGAAGAGGGCGCUUGACCAGCACCCUGUGCUCUCAGGCCUCCGGGCCAAAGCAAGGAAGCUGGUUGACUACUUUAGAAGCAGCACCACUGUUAAGGUAUGCUCUUUUCUUUUAUUCCAAUAUAUAAUGUUAAUAGUUUGUCUGUACUCCUACUGCAGUGACUUAAUGGCCUACUCUUCUGUAUCUUUAAAGGAGAAGCUUACACAAGUGCAGCUUCAGCUGGGCAUGCAAGCAACCAAGCUGAUGCAGGAGGUGGAAACAAGAUGGAACAGCACCUACUUGAUGCUGCAACGUCUGGUGGAGUUGAGGGAGCCAGUAGGAGCGGCAUUGGCUGGAUUACACACUGACAUUCCCUUUUUCACUGCCAGUGAGUUUGACAUUGUUGUAGCGUGCCUUUCUUUACUCUCUCCUUUCUAUGACGCCACCACGGAGCUCUCUGCAGAAGAACACAUGUCAGCAUCAAAAGUUAUCCCCCUCCUGAAGAUGAUAGAGAAAGCCCUUCAGGAGGAAGACACCAAGUCGGCACCUGCAGUAGCAGUGGAAAUAGGAGAGCAGCUCAUCAGACAGCUCAGGGAGAAGCUGCACAUGCUCCAGUCAAUGAGCAUCUUGUCGCUGGCUACACUCCUGGACCCACGAUUUAAACUUAUAGCAUUUUUCAGCAACACAAAAGCUGCUGAAGCAGUGAAGCGCUUGACUUCAGAGUGUGCCACCGUCAUCCGACGGAACACAGAAGAGAACACUCACGAGAUUCCCCAGGCUUCCACCUCUCAAGAAUUCACUGGAGGUAGCAGACUUUGGCAAAGAUUGGACACUAGUGUCAUGGAGGCAAAGAGGACUCAAAAUGUGUCAGCAGAUGCCACCGUAGAGGUCCAGCGUUACCUGUCAGAGGCAAACAUAAGCAGGCUGGAGAACCCCCUGGAGUACUGGGCUAAUCAUCGGCUGGAGAAGUAG
Messenger RNA from Xiphophorus hellerii (green swordtail), 1493 nucleotides. RefSeq names its product zinc finger BED domain-containing protein 1-like. The record is from RefSeq and is a predicted model, not a curated record. The transcript is spliced from 4 exons. NCBI's taxonomy places the organism in Eukaryota, Metazoa, Chordata, Actinopteri, Cyprinodontiformes, Poeciliidae. Bases 66 to 1493 code for a protein of 475 amino acids.